AUGUCCGUUCUGGCGGCGGCGGCCAACGAGGGCUCUGCCAGCUCGAGCAUCCUCCUCCGCUACGCUCUGUGGGCGAUCCCAAUCCUUCUCGCCACACGAAUCGCCAUCUUCUUCUACCAGACUCUGACGUCCCCGCUGCGCAGUGUCCCAGGCCCUUUGGCCGCCCGGUUCGGCCGCUUCUAUUACUUUUGGCGCGUCGCCCAGGGCCAUUGGGAACGCGAUGAUCUCGCCCUCCACCGCAAAUACGGCCCCGUUGUCCGCGUAGCCCAGGACAUGUACAGCAUCGACUCUCCUGAAGUGGUCAAGAAGGUGUACAGCAUCAACUCCAAAUUCGCCAAAAGCGACUGGUACUAUGCGUGGCAGCAUCCCGACCCGAAUCGCUGGACCUUGUUCCCGGACCGGGAUAUGAAGCGGCACGCAGAAACACGCAAGAGGUUUCAGGCAAUGUACUCAAUGUCGAGCUUGGUCAACUACGAAGCCUAUGUAGACUCGUGUGCCGAAAUCUUUGGCCGGCGCUUGUCUGAAUUCGCCGCCAAAGGCCAGACCAUUGACAUGGCCCACUGGUUCCAGUGCUAUGCAUUCGACGUCAUUGGCGACAUCACCUACUCUCAAAGGUUUGGAUUCUUGGACAAGGGAGAGGAUAUUUCGGGACUGUUGAAGGCCCUGCACGGGGUGCUGCAGUACGGUGCCCUCGUCGGGGUCUAUGCCAAAUGGCACCCCUUGAUCUUCAAUCUUUCAAGUCGUCUCGGUGUUGGUGGUGGAGAGGGUCGGGUGUGGCUCAUGAAGUAUGUCACUGAAAAGAUCAAACAGCGCGAGGACGAGAAAAAAUCUGGCGUCGACGUCGAGAAGGUUGGGGCAAGGGACGAGAAUGCACCAAUGGACUUUUUGGAAAAGUUGCUCGUGGCGAACCAGCAUGAUCCAGAAAAAGUGACCCCAUAUCAUGUAUUCAUGAUGGGCCUGUCCAAUAUCAUAGCGGGCUCCGACACGACUGCCGUGAGCUUGUCAUCCAUCCUGUAUAACCUGCUCAGGUAUCCCGACACCAUGCGAAAGCUGCGAGAGGAGAUUCAGGAAUUCGAAAAGCAAGGCCGAUGUGGUAAUCCGGCGGUCUCGUUCAAAGAGAGCCAGGAGAUGCCCUACCUGCAAGCAGUCAUGAAAGAGGCUCUGAGAAUGCACCCGGCCACGGGCUUGCCAUUGUGGAGAGUCGUCCCUGAAGGCGGCGUCGAGAUUUGUGGUCAAUUCUUUCCUGAAGGUACCACUAUUGGACUCAAUAGCUGGUGUGCCCACUACAACGAAGAUAUCUGGGGUCCAGAUGCAAAAGAGUUCAGACCAGAAAGAUGGAUUGAAGCCGAAAAAGAAGGUGGAGAAAAGUUGAGGAGGAUGGAUGCUUAUUACCUACCGUUCGGUCUCGGGUCGAGAACGUGCAUAGGACGACACAUUUCCUUCUUGGAGAUGUCCAAGUUGAUCCCUCAACUCGUCAGGAGGUUCAACUUCGAACUCGAGCAUCCUGAGCGAGAGUGGGACACUGUGAACUAUUGGUUCGUGAAGCCAGUAGAUUUCCGGGUCAAGGUCAUGCUUCGAGAAGAGUAA
Messenger RNA from Fonsecaea nubica, 1587 nucleotides. RefSeq lists its product as hypothetical. The record is from RefSeq and is a predicted model, not a curated record. NCBI's taxonomy places the organism in Eukaryota, Fungi, Ascomycota, Eurotiomycetes, Chaetothyriales, Herpotrichiellaceae. Gene Ontology annotation, molecular function: oxidoreductase activity, acting on paired donors, with incorporation or reduction of molecular oxygen; heme binding; monooxygenase activity. The coding region runs from base 1 to 1587 and encodes 528 amino acids. The transcript is spliced from 3 exons.